UUGAGAUCCCUCGCUCUGUGCUUAUUUUUCUGGUUUUUCCUGACUUUACCACCCCCAUGGAAGAUCAAAUGGCCGAACUAAACUUAUCCACCGAAGAUGAUGAAAUCCUACUCGACGACGAUGCUACUGGAGAUUCCACGGUUGAUGUCGAUCUUUGUCUGGUAGGCCGGGAAAGGAGUCUUCGUGAAGGAUAUCGGCCAGGGACGCUUUAUCUUUCAAUUUUUCCACGAGAUUGAUGUGAAAAGGGUCUACGAAGGCGGACCAUGGGCCUUUGGUAACUUUCCUCUUAUUCUCCAUCGCUUGAAAAGGGGGGAAUUCUCUCACAACGUCCCCCUGGAUAUCCUCCCUUUUUGGGUCCAAAUACAUGACCUUCCGGCAGGUUAUUUAACGGAGGGAGUUGGCCUUCUUCUGGGAAACUUCAUCGGCACGUACUUGGAGUACGAUAGUACUAACUCUACAGGAGUGUGGCGUCAAUAUAUGCGUGUCAGGGUGGGGAUACGUGUCUCGGAACCUCUCAAACGUUUCAAAAGGAUCAAGCAAAAAGAGGGCUCAUCCUUCGUUGUCAACUUCAGAUAUGAGAGGCUGAAUAUUUUUUGUUUUCUCUGCGGGAGACUUGGACACUCAGAACACUUUUGCGACCUCAGGUUCAAUACCGAUACCAAGGAUAAGGAAAGGGAAUGGGGUAUCUGGCUUAAGACUGCGGACCGGCGUGGCGUGAAUUUAGCCGGAGAUAAGUGGUUACGGACGAAGGAUGUGAGUGGAAACCCUAGCACGGAGGCGGCGGCGGCUAGGGUUCCACACACGCCGUCAAGAUCCGAAUUGAAAAGGAAAGAGCAAGAAAACCGAGAUUUGAUUAUACCAAAUAAUAACUCUCUUAAUGAGGAGGACAUAAUCCCACCUUUCCCUCAACGGCUUCAGUUACAAGAAAUAUGUCAUGCAAAUCAUGCAAGAGUUUCAAUGCAGAUCGACGACAACUCCCUGAGUGGCUUUGAUGAGAGGAAACAGCGUCGCGGUGCCGACUCCGCAUUUCUGAUUACUAACCCUACAUCUGACGUUUUUCCCACAGGGUUCCCCGAGGAUGGCUCAGAUGAACAACUUUACCUAACGGCGGGCCCCGGUGUCGGGGUCGGCCGAUCCCAAUGAAUGCCUUGAGCUGGAACUGUAGGGGGCUCGGCCAGCCCCUUGCGGUUCCCACUUUGCGUGAACUCACGCAAGUUCACAGGCCGAACUUCAUCUUCUUUUGUGAAACCUUA
This is a messenger RNA of Salvia miltiorrhiza (redroot sage), 1253 nucleotides long. RefSeq lists its product as uncharacterized. Lineage: Eukaryota; Viridiplantae; Streptophyta; Magnoliopsida; Lamiales; Lamiaceae. Bases 478 to 1143 code for a protein of 221 amino acids. The transcript has a single exon. The record is from RefSeq and is a predicted model, not a curated record.